Molecule: messenger RNA, 468 nt
Organism: Diospyros lotus (date-plum)
Lineage: Eukaryota; Viridiplantae; Streptophyta; Magnoliopsida; Ericales; Ebenaceae
Product: 14-3-3-like protein GF14 kappa
Exons: 4
Coding region: 1-468 (155 amino acids)
Biological process (GO): signal transduction
Cellular component (GO): cytoplasm
Source: RefSeq, a predicted model, not a curated record
AUGGGAGGGAUGGUGAUGAUGGUGGCAUCCACAGACGAGUCAGAAGUCUUCUACUUCAAGAUGGCAGGAGAUUAUGAUCAGCGAUACACGGCCGAGUUCAAGAGCGAGAGUGAGAGCGGGGGGAUAGAAAUCCAUAAUGCCACGACCACCAAUGACUUUGCGAACCUUCCAACCGACCAUCAUUUCAUGCCAGUGACAAUAUGCAACGAAGAUGACAGCAGAAGAUACCAGCAUCUCCACAUGGCCAAAUUGGCCGAGCAAGCUAGGCGCUACGAAGACAUGGCAACGUUCAUGGAGACGCUCGUCAUCAACUUCAUCCCCGCUGGCGAUCAGCCAUCGAAGAGAGUCUUCUACUUGAAGAUGGAAGGGGAUUACCAGCUAUACAUGGCCGAGUUCGAGAGCGGGAGCAAGAAAAUGGAGAUUGCAGAGAAAGCUAGGGCCUCAUAUCUAGCAGCCGAGAAGAUAUGA